Thermothielavioides terrestris NRRL 8126 is the source of this 2123-nucleotide messenger RNA. RefSeq lists its product as uncharacterized. Lineage: Eukaryota; Fungi; Ascomycota; Sordariomycetes; Sordariales; Chaetomiaceae. The transcript is spliced from 5 exons. Gene Ontology annotation, cellular component: chromatin. Gene Ontology annotation, biological process: regulation of transcription by RNA polymerase II. Gene Ontology annotation, molecular function: zinc ion binding; DNA-binding transcription factor activity, RNA polymerase II-specific; RNA polymerase II cis-regulatory region sequence-specific DNA binding. Bases 7 to 1878 code for a protein of 623 amino acids. The record is from RefSeq and is a predicted model, not a curated record.
AGAGCGAUGCCGGCACAACGCACAGCCAAGCUCACCUGCGCCACGUACGGCAGGCAAUACCAACACAGCAGCCACCUGCGCAGACACGAAGCGGCCCACCUGGGAGCGAAGCAGCUCAAGUGCCUCCAUUGCGGGAAAACCUUUUCGAGACGAGACGUCUGGAAGAAACACCACUCCAUCUGUCCCAAUAACACCAAGCAUGACGUCCCGCCUCCAGCCACGCGAGGGAAGAAGCCACGGGCUUGUGACGAUUGCUACCGCCGAAAGCUCUCCUGUGACGGCACAGCAGCCUGCGCGAGAUGCCGGUCCCGACGUGUGACCUGCACCUAUACGAGGUUGCAAGUCCGCGCCGGCAGUCAGUCAUCCGGCAGCGCUUCACUGAACGCCGUUGCGCUCACUCCCCCAUCGUCGAGUCCCGCGCCCGGCAAGGAUGACGACACCAAGGUGCCUAUCUCUUUUCUUCUCGGUCUGACUAAUCCCCAGGCCGAAUCGAUGAUCCGGAUCUUCUUCAAAGAGCCAGGCCGAGUUGAGGACGCCCCCAGCCUCCCGCUUCGGCCGGAGCCAACCAGCAUGGGCCUGGCCCAAGAUGAGCUGCUCAACGACGGCACCUACCUUCCCUACCUCCUCGGCCUGCCGUCCUCCGACCCGCUUCUUGACCUCAGCGCUUCACAUCCGGCCGGGGAAGGCCAUGCCGACCCGGAUUCCAUCGACCCGGUCCUGGAGCCGUUGGUAUCCGACCUCAAGGCCCUGCACGACACGCUGGCCGCCGAGAAGAGCAGCGGCUACGACGGCACAUUCGACCCGCAGCUCGCAAAGCAGGUCUUCUCCGCGCCCAACCGCGCCGCCUUCGUGGCGGCCUACUUCCGCCACACCCACCGCGACAUCCCGCUGCUCCACCGCCCGAGCUUCGACGCGGCGACCUCGGCCCGCCCGCUCGUCCUCGCCGUCUUCCUCUGCGGCGCCCAGUACUGCCCCCCGCGCGACUGCGUCCUGGCCGUCCCGCGCUUCUUCCCCGUCGCCGACGAGUACAUCUUCCGCUGCCUCGAGGCGCAGCUCGCGCAGUUCGCGUCGCAGUCAGGCGCCGGGCCCCGCGCCGACGGAGUUGCAGCGCUGGAGCGGGACCGGGACCGGGACCGGGACCGGGACCGGGAACGGGAACGGGCGCUGUACGAAACGGUGCAGGCGGCGCUGCUCAUGAGCGGCCUGCAGUUCACCAAGAACAACGACGCGGCCGUCCGCAGGCGCAACUGGCUCGUGCGCGAGCCCGUGCUGGUCCACGCCGUCCGGCGGCUGGGGCUCCCGAGCGCGAGGCAGACGCAGGCGCCGUCGUCGCAAAUUGCGAUGAUGACGGUGGCCGAGAUGACCUGCGACCUGCCGUGCAUGGAAGCGCUGUGGGAGGCCAACGACGCAGCUGAGUUUGAGGCGGUGGUAGCCUCCAAGGGCGAUGGCUGCUGGCGGCGCUCGGCGUCGUUCCGUGAUUGCGUGGACGCGUUGAUGGCGGACGCCUGGUCGGGGCCGGACGGCUUCCCGCUUGAGAACCCCUCCACGUACGAUCUCUAUCUCCUCAUCUCCGCCGUGCACAUGAUGAUCAGCACGGCGCGGCACGCGUCGCUGCUGCCGGCGAGCACACCCGCCCUUCGGCGCGCGGCAGACCGAUGGCAGGAACUGUGGGAAGCAUUGACCGGCCAACUCGAUGAAGAGCAGCUGCGCAUGCGCGGCCUUUCGCGACACGCGGGUGAGUGGUGCUGGCUCGCGAAGGCGCUGCUCGAGCACUGCGCGGCCGGGAAAGAGCAGCAGUCGCCGUACUUUCAACGGUUGGGCCACGAGUCGUCGAGGGAGUUGUAUGAGCUGCUUCGGGAGUUGCGAGGUGGGUCAUGAGGGACGAGCGACCAGCGCCUCUGGGGUGUUUAGGGGAAUGGUGGGAGUUGAUCGUGAACUGAUUCCUUUCUUCACGGUGUCUAAAAUCUAGGUAGACACUCCUUUCCUCCUACUCUUGCCCGCUCCUCGGACGUCUCCAGUCCUGCGCUAGAGUCCCAUAAUACCCACUCUCAGGAAGUGAUUUUCAAAAGAUCACUGCUCAGUGUCUGGCAGAUACUUGAACAGCUGGAUGAUAAUUAUAUUCG